This is a messenger RNA of Cucurbitaria berberidis CBS 394.84, 213 nucleotides long. RefSeq lists its product as uncharacterized. The coding region runs from base 1 to 213 and encodes 70 amino acids. The transcript is spliced from 3 exons. The record is from RefSeq and is a predicted model, not a curated record. Lineage: Eukaryota; Fungi; Ascomycota; Dothideomycetes; Pleosporales; Cucurbitariaceae.
AUGGGCGUUCCAUCUACUCCGGCGUCAAAUGCCAUUAUUUACCUCACUUAUGGAGCUUUCUUAGUCGUCGGAUGCUAUAUUGCAUGGCGUCUGCGACAUCAAUCAAAGACUGAGUGGUUGUCGAGCAACCGUACACAGAAGGGCGUUCCGCUCGCUCUCAAUUUCAUUGCCGCGUGUGAGUGCACCCGUGCAUCAGCGCGUCUAUGCGCGUGA